This is a messenger RNA of Diaporthe citri, 1167 nucleotides long. RefSeq lists its product as uncharacterized. The record is from RefSeq and is a predicted model, not a curated record. Lineage: Eukaryota; Fungi; Ascomycota; Sordariomycetes; Diaporthales; Diaporthaceae. The transcript has a single exon. Bases 1 to 1167 code for a protein of 388 amino acids.
AUGAUGGAGGGUCGAGACUAUGCCGAAGACGACGAGGGCCUCUUUCGCUUCGAUAACGAGGAAGAAGAGGCUGCCUUUCUCAGCGGCCUGAACGAGGACGAAUUGAUGGAGCCUCUGACACCGAUCGGAUCGGCUGAGCCCGUCAUCGCCCCAGCCGCACUCCACCACUCCGCCGCCGCCGCCGCAUCUGGAAGGCCCCACAAUAAUAGCAACAACAACAACAACUUCUCCUCUGUCAACGCUUGGCAACACCCGGAGCCUGCGUCGCCGCCGCCCCCGUCUCUGUCGUACUCGCCUUCACCUAGCACUACGCCAGCUACACAUUAUCACCCUGCAGACCGGCGCCGGCUUUCGUCACGUCGCUCACGACAAUCCCAGCUGUCCCAUCAGGGCUCAGAUCAAAGUCUCGGCCAGCAUGCUCACCGCCCACCGACAGUUCCUAAAAGUGUGCACCAUGAGGAUCUCCAGCAGCUUGACCCUCACACGAUGCGCUAUGCACAUCAACCUCCUGGCCAGUAUCAGGUUGAUGAUGAUGGCCUUGCCAGUGAUGAUGUUGAAGAGCGGACCCACGACCAGGACAUGAUGACUGAAGAUGAGCCUACUAGAGACGAGCUCAGGGAGAACGGCUUCGUCGAAAUUGACGCCGACGGUGUCCAAGCCAUGUUUAACGGCAACGAGGCGGACCGGGUCACAGCUCAGAAAUUUCAGUCCGAGGUUCUGAAAACCAUAAAGCAGAACGGCAAGGUGGUCUACAUGGUCGGCCAGGCGACCGCUCAGUGGUGGCUGAGUUCAGAGAUGCAGAAGCGGCGGAGAGCUGCCGCGCGCCGAAUGUUGGACAUCGGGGGCGCAGUUGCAUCCUCGGCCGGGAACGUCAUCAUGAACAACACUCCCAUCGGCGGAGUCGUGACCACGGUGUCGGAUAAUGUCACUGCAUUCAGAGCUGCGCCAUUUCGAUACACGAUGCAGGGGCUUGGGAUCAUGAAGAAGGACAGAUCUGCAGCUGCGGUCCUCUCACCCACGGCAGCCGAUCCCCGUGUGUCGGACAGCGACUUCUUGGGCCCAGGUGACGACAGGCAUUUUGCGUCCUCACCUACGAUAGUCCAGGAUGAGGACGACGACGAUAUGUUAGGUGUGCUGAAUUUUGAUGAGGACGAGGACGACAUCUAA